UGCUGUGGUCCAUUUCAGAACCCUAGUUUAGUCAUAUCCAGCUCAAUUUCUGUAUAAAAUUUCUGCUGAAGUUAAUGCCCUAGGGACCUUUGGUGGUUGCCUUUUCUGGAAAAUUUGGAAGGGCCCUCUUGUUGGUGAAAUAGAAGUUCAUGUGCUGUAAAAUUCAUUGUGAAGGCAUUAUUAUUUCCCCCGCACAGCCAUUUAUGGUGAAGGACCCUCUUGUUGGCUUCUUUAGAUUACUUUCUCCCUUUGAUUUCCCUGAAAACCUUAUUGGUGCUGGCUUGUCAGCCUAGCUUGAGUUUUAGCCCUUGAAUAAAAUAAGAAAGGUGGCACCUUUGCUCUUUUUAUUUUUUUCCUUACUGGUAUGGAGAGCUGUUUAAUGAUAGGGACCAUUUCUUCCAUUGUCUCCUUUAUGUAACUGGUGAAAGGUUCGCUUUCUUGCCUGUGGGGCAUUUUGCAGUAGAAUAGAUGUCAUCUUAAGGUUUUAAAGUCAUCCAGCUGGUGCAUUGUAGGCAUGUUUUUUUUUUCUUUUCCAUCUUUUGUGUUAGUUAUAUAUAGGAUUCUUCUUCUAAGGGACUACUUUUGCUUUUUACCUCUUGGUGCAAAGCUGCUAAAGUUAAUUGUUCCUUGUUGAGUCCUGCAAGAAAUUACUAGUCAACCUCCAUUCAUCUCUUUAGCUAAAGAUACUGUCAUUUGAUCCAUAGGACUUGCAAUAUAUGAUUUGAAGACUCUGCAUGGAGCCUUGAACACUUGAUUGGUUGAAAGAAAAGGGGAAAUCUGUAACUAGCUAAUCUUCACAAAUGUUUUCAGCUCAGCGAUCUGACCAAGCUAUGGGAACAUCUUCAAUGACGACUCCUCGCUCCUCUGCAAAUGUUACUGAACAAUACCUUGUUACUGAUUGGAACUCCCUGGUUUCGGUGGAUCAAAAUAUGGAUUUUAGUGGGCCAUCUAGUAUUUCUUCUUACAAUGUUAGGGUGCCACAAAACCAGGAAUUCAAUUGUUCUAUUGCUGAUACCAGGCCUUCUUCCUUCGGCAACGAGAGCUUUCCUGAGAUGGUGAGUUCUUUUGAUCUGUCGGAGAGCUGCAAGGUUGCAGAUGCUGUCUGUCCUCCAAGUUUCCCUUCAACCAACAAGCACAGCUUUGAGAAAAAUCUCAAGGGGAAGAAAAGAAAAAGUUUGACUGAAUGUGGUGCUGUACACCCCCAUUCAUCACUGGAGAGGAUUCAGGCUGGGGUUGAACAACAGAAAGAUCUCUCUCCUGAGUCUGCCAAAAGCCCAACAGAGAGAGAUGAGAAAAAACAGAAGAGUGAACUGAACCCAGGUGUCACCUCUCAUAAACAGGCUGCUAAACUUGCCAAAGAACAUUCUCAAGAUGAUGAUGCUCUUAAAGAAGAUUACAUUCAUGUCCGAGCCAAGCGAGGCCAGGCCACAAAUAGCCACAGCCUUGCAGAAAGAGUGAGGAGGGAAAAGAUCAGUGAAAGGAUGAGGCUUCUUCAAGAUCUUGUUCCUGGAUGCAAUAAGAUUACUGGCAAGGCUGUUAUGCUUGAUGAGAUAAUCAACUAUGUGCAGUCACUGCAACGGCAGGUCGAGUUCCUAUCAAUGAAGCUUGCAACUGUCAGCCCUGAACUGAACUUUGAUCUUGAGCAAAUCCUUUCAAAAGAUAUUUUUCAUGCACAAGAUGGUGGUUCAGCUGUUCUCGGAUUUGGUCCCAGAAUGAGCAGCCUUCGCCCUCAUUUGUAUGGACCAUCCCCACACGGAGUCAUGCAGUCAGAAAUCAUGUGCAGUGUACCCCAUUCAGAGGAUAUGGUUAGAGCUGCUCCACCCCAUACUUCCCCAGUGGCUCAAAUAUCAAGUGUAUGGCAUGAUGAACUGCAAAAUGUUGUUCAGAUGGGCUUCGUUCCUAAUGCAGCUGUUACUGACACAGAAAACAAUGAUUCCAUGAAGGUGGAGUUAUAAAUCCUAUAAUGGAACCAUCAUUAUCCUUUCUUACUCAGAUUGCUGUACAUCAAAAGAUUCAUGGCCCUCUGGUGCUGAAGAACGCCGUGUUGUACAGUUUCAAAGGCCUAACCAUUUCUCUUCAUUUUUCAGAAGAAUUUAUGAAGUGUUCAUGAUGAUUUUGUAUAGCCUGAGCUCAAAUAGCUGAUUCAAUUGGAGUCAUCAUUUCGAUCAGUAUGAUAUUGGUUGUUUGCAAUACUUUUGGGGAACUGAAAUUGAGUUAAUGGAUCAUGUUAAAAGAUGUGUGAGUGGGACUGGUUUCAAGAGUGGUUUCUUAAAAUAUUUUAUGUACUGAGUGAGAGGAGGAUAGCUUUUAGUUGUUUGUAGUGAUGUAAGGAGGGCUGGCAGCAUAAGAGCAUCAAAGAAUGAAAUUUCUGCUUCCAUCUUUUUCA
Messenger RNA from Elaeis guineensis (African oil palm), 2386 nucleotides. The record is from RefSeq and is a predicted model, not a curated record. Lineage: Eukaryota; Viridiplantae; Streptophyta; Magnoliopsida; Arecales; Arecaceae.